Messenger RNA from Notolabrus celidotus (New Zealand spotty), 6080 nucleotides. RefSeq names its product potassium/sodium hyperpolarization-activated cyclic nucleotide-gated channel 1 (gene hcn1). Gene Ontology annotation, cellular component: membrane. Gene Ontology annotation, biological process: potassium ion transport; transmembrane transport. Lineage: Eukaryota; Metazoa; Chordata; Actinopteri; Labriformes; Labridae. The transcript is spliced from 8 exons. Gene Ontology annotation, molecular function: voltage-gated potassium channel activity. Bases 483 to 3317 code for a protein of 944 amino acids. The record is from RefSeq and is a predicted model, not a curated record.
GUUUCCUCCUGUCAUGUGUGAAAGUGAUGACAGAGGAGGAGAGGGAAGGGAGGGGAGGGGGAGAGGGGGGGCUAUCAUGAUCCACAUUAUGUAAAUAAGGUGCAGGGGCAUGUGCCAGUUAAACCGCAGUGCCGUGCGGAGCGCGAGGCAGAACAGGAGGCUUUGGACGGCAGGAGCUGGGGCCGUCGGUAGAUGGCGGUAACCCAAGAAACCUGAUCCAGCGGCUUCUCGGGCUCCCUGUCUCAGUUUGCAGCACUCACACUGAAGGCAGAGGAGCCGAACACUUUUGAAGGACAUAAAAAAAACACACACAGGAGAAGAGAGAGAGAGAGAGACAGAGAGAGAGAGAGAAAGAGGGAGAGAGAGAGAGCUGACGGCGGGUCCUCUCGAGUUUAGCGCGCGCAGCCCUCGCGAGCCCGGAGCCGGAACGCUUUUUUUGCCGCAAAGACGAGGAAGAAAAAAACGGGAAAAGUCCAAACACCAUGGAAGACAAAUCGAAUUCGUUCUCCAGCAGCAAGGAGGAGAAGGCGGAUGGGAAUAAUGUUUUUCAGAGGCAAGACUCGAUACAGAAAAAUAACACGGGAAGCCAGAAGGACCAUGGCAACUCUGUGGGCUUCAAGGGGGAGCGCGAAGAGGCCAUGGUCGGCUUUGACGAUCUGGAGGGGGCGGCCAGGCAACACGGGUUUAUGCAGAGGCAAUUUGGGGCCAUGAUGCAGCCCGGAGUCAAUAAGUUCUCCUUACGUAUGUUCGGCAGUCAGAAAGCGGUGGAGAAAGAGCAGGAGAGGGUGCAAACGGCCGGAUACUGGAUCAUUCAUCCAUAUAGCGAUUUUAGGUUCUACUGGGACUUGAUAAUGCUCAUCAUGAUGAUGGGUAAUCUAAUCAUCAUUCCUGUGGGAAUAACCUUCUUCUCAGAGCAGACUACCACAACCUGGCUGGUCUUCAAUGUGGCCUCAGACACCAUCUUCCUGGUGGACCUGGUCAUGAACUUCAGAACGGGGAUCGUCAACGAGGAGAGCUCCGAGAUCAUCCUCGACCCCAAGGUCAUCAAGAUGAAUUACCUAAAGAGCUGGUUCGUUGUGGACUUCCUCUCCUCCAUUCCAGUGGAUUAUAUCUUUUUAAUAGUAGAGAAAGGCUUUGACUCUGAGGUAUAUAAAACGGCCCGUGCCCUGAGAAUCGUCCGCUUCACCAAGAUCCUCAGUCUUCUGCGUCUGUUGAGACUGUCCCGACUCAUCAGAUACAUUCAUCAGUGGGAGGAGAUCUUCCAUAUGACCUAUGACCUGGCCAGUGCAGUGGUAAGAAUAUUUAAUUUGAUAGGGAUGAUGCUGCUUCUGUGUCACUGGGAUGGCUGUCUCCAGUAUCUGGUGCCACUCCUCCAAGACUUUCCCCCUGACUGCUGGGUAUCGCUAAACGGUAUGGUUAACGUUUCCUGGGGUAAACAGUACUCCUACGCCCUCUUCAAAGCCAUGAGCCACAUGCUGUGCAUCGGGUAUGGUGCCCGGGCGCCAGUUAGCAUGUCCGACCUGUGGAUCACCAUGCUGAGUAUGAUUGUAGGCGCCACAUGCUACGCUAUGUUUGUGGGCCACGCUACAGCGCUAAUCCAAUCACUGGACUCUUCACGAAGGCAAUAUCAAGAGAAGUACAAACAAGUGGAGCAAUACAUGUCCUUCCACAAGCUUCCAGCAGACAUGAGGCAGAAAAUCCACGACUAUUAUGAACAUCGCUACCAAGGCAAGAUCUUCGACGAGGACAACAUCCUGAGCGAACUGAAUGACCCGCUCAAAGAGGAAAUCGUCAACUUCAACUGCCGUAAGCUUGUGGCCACCAUGCCUUUGUUCGCAAACGCGGACCCCAACUUCGUGACGGGGAUGCUGAGCAAACUGAAGUUUGAGGUCUUUCAACCGAACGACUACAUUAUCAGAGAAGGCACAGUGGGGAAGAAGAUGUACUUCAUUCAACAUGGUGUUGCGAGUGUUAUCACCAAAUUCAACAAGGAGAUGAAGCUGACGGAUGGGUCCUACUUUGGAGAGAUCUGUCUGCUCACCAAGGGCAGACGGACAGCGAGUGUGCGUGCAGACACCUACUGCCGACUCUUCUCCCUCUCUGUCGACCAUUUCAAUGAGGUGCUAGAAGAGUACCCCAUGAUGCGACGUGCUUUCGAGACUGUUGCCAUCGAUCGACUGGACCGCAUUGGGAAGAAGAAUUCCUUGCUGCUGCAGAAGUUCCAGAAGGAUCUGAACGCCGGCGUUUUCAACACGCAGGAGAACGAGAUAUUGAAGCAGAUUAUUCGUCAGGACAGGGAGAUGGUGAUGAUGGUGGACCGCAAGCAGUCAGUCACCGGGAUGAACUCAACUCCAAUGUCAGGAAACUCAAUCAUUAACUCACCAGCUCAGCCACCCUUUCCCACCACCUUUGGUACCAACCAGCUCCAGCAGUCCGUGCCCCUGACCUACAGUGCUUCAGCUAUCGCCAAUGCUUCUGCUGCCCGCAUGCUGCCGGCAGCGGCUGCCGCCGCCGCUGCUGCAGCACAGGGGGUGUAUCCCGUUCCCAGUCUUUCCCAUGGCAGCCUCAAUUCCUCCUCCACCAACCCACCAACCCCACUCCAGCAGGGAGCCAUCAUGUCGCCAUGCUCCUUUGCGGCUGCAACGUGUAGUCCAUCAGUGCAGACCCCUCUGGCAAACCGGAGCUUCCAGUAUGGUUCUCGCACGGGCUCACAGCUGUCGCUUAUCCAGCAGCCUAUUGCCCAACCAUCUCUAUCCACACAGCAGCAGCUUCCCCAGCAACCUGGAGUGUCAACUUCCCCUGCAGGGUCAGCAACACAGCAGCCUCAGCAGCAGCAGCAGCAGGCAUCGCCUCAGCAGCAGCAGCAGCAGGUGCCGUCACCUCAGAGGGUAGACAUCCACAAGAGCACACAGGCUCUGCAGUCAGGCAGCUUGAGCAGAGAUGUCAGACACUUAUCGGCCUCCCAACCAUCACUGCCACAUGACACAUCUCUGGGGCCCAGAGCACACCCAGCCUCAGGAGACUCUCUGGCCUCCAUCGUGCCCCCUGCAGCAGCAGUGGCGAUCCCGGGAAUGAGUCUGCAGAGCGGCAUCCGCACCACAGUCCCCCAGCGGGUCAACCUGUUCCGCCAGAUGUCCUCGGGAGCACUGCCACCGGUGCGCUCUGCCACAGCAGCAGCGGCGGCGGCAGCGGCAGUGGCAGCAGCAUCAACAUCAUCCUCAGCCCAGCACAGGGAAUCCCCUGGAUCUAGGAGAGAUUCAGUCCUGAGCAGUACGGAGACUGAGCAAGACAAAAUGCGUUUUGCAUCAAAUUUAUGAUCCCAUUUUUUUCCCCUUUUCAUUUUUUAAACCUCUAAAUCUUUCAAUUCAUUUUUAAAAAUGGAGUUACAAACAAAAGAGAUAAAAAUGAGGAACUUCAGCAUUUUUGUUUCUCUUCAAUCUUCUUCUAAAAUAACCUCAUAGAAAUCCUGUACAUAAAAGCCCUUGUAUUAUAUUUUAGACACAUUGUCUCCCUUAACUUAAGAAUGUAUAUUAUACAGAUACAUCUCUUUUCUUUUGCGCUAUAUAUUAAAAUAUAUAUAUGCACACAUAUAUUCAUAUAUGUGUAUGUAUAUAUGCUGCUGUAUGUAUGGGUGUGUGAGCGAGUGUGUGUGUGCGUGUGCGUGCAUGUGACCACGUGUGUAAAAUCCAACAAGAAUAUUUGGCAAUGGCAAUUUAAAAGCUGUAGUAUAAACAUGAGUCUUCCUUUCUGAGAAAUAUAAAGAAUUAUAUACGAUGUAUGAGUAUUUUUAUUUAUGUUUCCUUUUUUUUAACUGGAAUGCAUUGUGGAUUCUGACAAUGACUUUUCCUUUUUUACCAAUGAGGAAGAGAAAAAUUAUCUUCUCCUAUUAAGCAGCUUUAGGCACCACUGUGGAAUAAUAAAUGCAAGCGACUCAAAAUGACAAAUAAUCUCAAAAAGCACACGCACACAAAAUGAAUCUCCUGAAUCCUCAUUUCAGAACUCAACACAGAUACUGUAACUGAGUGUUAUGUUGCUCCUGGCAACACAAAUACAGUCUGCUGAGCCACUCUGCCCCCACAGAGGCUCACAUACAAACCAUGACAGUGUUAUGGGUCCAAAGGGAAUAGAUAAUAGAAAUGCUGCUUACUUUUUGUUUGUUUUUGAGGAGAGUGUCAUGUAGAGAAAGAUAUGGAUGGAUGCUAUUGUUUUCUAUUUCUGAGUUCAGAUGGCUGAGAUGUUAUGUAAUGUUGCUUAAAUUUCUGUGUAUAUUUAUAAUAUUUAUAAACUAAAGAUUAUCACCAUUAUGCAAUAGACUGUGACAUAAAGAUUACCUAUAUGUGUGCUGUAAAUAGUUUUGUAGAUCUAGUAUUUACAGAUACUGUGUGGUGCAUUCUCUAUCAUAACAAUGUCUUACUUCUAUCAGGAACCUGGAUAUCAUCUAUAUGCGAAAAAGGUUAAGCGACAAAAUACAUAUGUUUCAUAAGAGAUGGACAAACCUUAAUGCAAUAGCUAGCAGGACUUGAUGCGGAGAAACGCCCGAUUGGAGGACUUCUAAGAAUCCCUCUCUCUCUCUGUAUACUACUCCUAGUCCUGGUGUUGUAGUUUUUAAUUUCACAUUUCACAAGUUAACCUAUACAAUAUUUAACUACAAUACACAGCUUAGUUUGAAACCAUCCUAUGGAAAUGUGUCUUUACUAUCGCCUCACUUUCAGGAAACCAAAACAUCUUUGUCAUAUUCCUCAUGUUCUGUUUAAAGACAGACAUGAGGCUUUCCCUUUUUAUCCAUUACAUUUUUUUCAGAUCUACAAUUUAAGUAUGUGCUUGCGCAUCUGCUUGUUGAGUAAAACUGUACUGUACGCUGUCAUAUCACAAUCACUGUAGUUGAAGAGCCUGGCACGGCAUAUUUACAACAGCACAUGGUAAGGUUAAAGACUUCAUGUAUACAGACAUUUUCACCCUGAGGUGUCAGAAAAAGAAAUGCUGGUUUGCAUUAAGGUUUCUGUCUCAUGUAAAUCCAUUAUGUGGGCUUAGGUACUCUAAACUGACCAGGACUCCAGUUUGAGGUUGGGGGAUGCAAGGUCAAGCCUGAAUAUUAUGACUCUAUCAUAAAAGGAUAAAAGUAAUUCAGAAUAUUUUAAUCGAACGGUAGCCAAAGAUAACUCAGCAAAAUGUAAAGAAGGCCGUUAUGGCUGACAGGCCAUUUCCCUGUGCAUGCAGUAGAUUGUGUACGGCCUUCCUUUGGUCUUAAAAUUGCUGUUAAUAAUGCAGGAUUUCUUCUAUAGAGUCAUACUUUUCAUGGAAUCAAGUGUCCCGUCAGUUCAGAGUGUCUAAGCCCUUCAAGCUACCGUUUUAAAAAGAUAACAAGUCUUCGCUACAGAUUGUGUGGAUAGUGUACCAAUGCAGUCAACCCACCAAUGUCAUGAAAGCAUGCACUGUCACAAAUACUUAAAAAGAUACUAUCUCAAGAUGUUGACGUUAAAUGUAAUGUUAGAUUCUGUUUUGUUCAUUGUCUGUCUGCCUAGACGUUACCUGUGUGUGAACAGAAGCAUUGACUCUUCACAUGGACAUUUCUUAAGUAUUUGUGCCUAAACUAUAGCCAUGUUCCAUCCUUUGUUAUGAGUGUGAGCUCGGUGCAGGGGACACUUCUGCAGACAACUGCGCAUUCAUUCUUACUAUACUCUAUGUGUUCUAUGUCUCAGUGUUUUUAGACAGGAAAGGAGUAAGCAAUGAUGAUGGCCAAAUGUCUCACUUUAUUCAAUUGGUAUCUUUACUUACAAUGUGAACUCCUAGAGGCAGGUUUUUUCUAACAUCGUCAGUCAAGCUAUAUAGAAUAUUCAAUGAGGUCGUGUACAGUUUAAAAAAUAAAAGUGCAAUCUUUAGACUUGCAGUCAUAUCACGCUCAAUGAGACAUUGUACAAAUUCGGAGCACCUUUAUACCUUUCUUUGUAGCUAUAGCCACUGAUGUUUGGUUUGAAUAUUGAUGUGUGGAAGGAAACUGGCCAAAGCAGCAUUCUAAGUCAUUGUCUUUGUUUUAAAUUGCACUUUCUGAUUUACUAAUAAAAAGGGUGUGGAUUCUUGGA